Vanessa atalanta (red admiral) is the source of this 3433-nucleotide messenger RNA. RefSeq names its product zinc finger protein basonuclin-2 (gene disco-r). NCBI's taxonomy places the organism in Eukaryota, Metazoa, Arthropoda, Insecta, Lepidoptera, Nymphalidae. The coding region runs from base 87 to 3284 and encodes 1065 amino acids. Gene Ontology annotation, biological process: regulation of DNA-templated transcription. Gene Ontology annotation, cellular component: nucleus. The record is from RefSeq and is a predicted model, not a curated record. The transcript has 2 exons.
GUAUCACGUACUACAUGUUGGAGGAUUAGAUGUGAAAUGUACUGUGUAGUGGAGUGUAUGGUGUUUGUGAACUGAAAGAAGCAUUCAUGAUUCAGGAAACGCAAUCGGGCAGCGCGGAAAGAUGGAGUGGAUGUGGUCCAGAGCACAACCUGGCACUCCAACAAAUUCUCAAACUACAGGAGGCCAGAGCUCUUCACAAAACUUCUCUUCUACCGAUCUACAAGAAAAACGGUCUUCCAUCACCUCCGAAAGUCAGCCACGAGUACGAACAAAUCAAAGAUAAAAAUAUGGAAAACAACGAGGAACUAAAAGCGAUCGAUCAAUUAAAACUCGAAGCUGAAUUUAAAAGGCUCAUGGAGAGUUCAGGCAAAGAUGUCAGAAAUGAUGAAUCUUUCAAAUAUUUUCAACAUAUUAUGGACGCUAAAAACAGUUUUGAUUAUUUAAAAGCUGCGCAGGAGAAAGAAGCUAGAAAUCAUUACUUUAAUAAGGAUUUGAGUGUUAAGACAGAAAAACUAUCACCGAACUAUAACCGAUAUUCACCUGAACAAACGCACUCACCGCAAAGAACCUCAUCUGCGGAAGCUUCUCCAAAUCAUAGUGUCCAUCUAUCUACCUCAUCUAGUCCUCUCUCAACUACUAGUCCUGUUAAUUCAUCACCCUUAAAUUAUUUACAAAAUAUGCAACCCUUCGAUUUUAGAAAACACAAAAUCAGCGAAAAUCAUACUAAAGAUGAAAAUAGAAAACGUGGUUAUGAUAUGACUUCAGCAGAGAAAGCGGCUAUGGAUGCGAUGCGAAAUCAAUUUUUUAAUUUCCAGUUACCAAACAAUAUGCCUAUUCCUCCUAUUUCUUUACCUUCUUCAUUUUCACAUCCUGCAGCAAUGGUUGCUGCUUUAAGCCAAAAUCCAAUGGGGUUGGCAUCAUUACAAGCACUCCUUCCACAAAUAUCAGGUAAGCCUUCAGAAGCAACAGAUAAUAGAAUGAACAAUGCCUUGAGUAAGACAAGAUCUGAAAGCUUACGAAGUGAAGAUGACAAUGUUCUUAACUUAAGUAAAGAUGCUUAUGUGGAAGCUGCACAAAAAACAAGAGACAUGAUGUUGGGUAAAUGCAUAAGCCCACCGAAGAGACAGUGGGGUGCAUCUCAGAUGCCAUUAAAUUUAGGCACACAUUUUAUAAAUCCCGCUACCGGUAAGAAACGAGUUCAAUGCAACGUGUGCCUUAAAACUUUUUGUGAUAAAGGUGCUUUAAAAAUUCAUUUUUCGGCGGUACAUCUAAGGGAAAUGCACAAAUGCACAGUUGAAGGUUGUAGUAUGAUGUUUAGUUCUAGAAGGUCAAGGAACAGACACAGUGCCAACCCAAACCCAAAAUUACAUUCGCCUCAUUUAAGAAGGAAGAUCUCACCACACGAUGGAAGAAGUGCUCAGUCACAUCCUGUAUUAAUUCCACCACCUGGUGCAGGCUUGAAUAUGCCACCAGUAAUAAGUUCUAUGCAUCCAUUUGGAUCAUACCCACUGCUAAAUCCAUCACAAAACAUGAGAUCAUACGCUUCAAACAUACCCUUAGAUUAUAAAAAUGGCCUUAAUUUCUCACCUACAAUUGAUCAGGGUCAUCAUUUACGACGUGAAUCUAGUUCCGUAGAAAAUAAAGAUCAUGAAGGACAAGGGGACUCUGAUGAAGAUGAUGGAAUUGUUGUUGUUGCUGGUGACGAUGACGAUGACGAUAAUGAUCAGGUCGAGACUAGUGAUUACUAUUCCAAUCUCAAUAAGUCAACUGGGUCUGCAGAUGAAUCAGAAACAGAAUAUGACCAAAGAAGUGUAAGUGAUAAUAAUGAAAAUUCAGACACUGUUAAAGACGUUGCAAGUCCUGAAGUAAUAAAACGGAAACGUAAAAAUCUUAAUCCUACUAGACUUAAAAAUAAUUAUGUAAUUGACAGCAAUGAUUUUGAAAACAAGAACGACGAUCAAAACCAAGACGAAGACAGAGCUUUAAAUUUGAAAAGAGUCAAGUGUGAGGAAACAGACGUUGAUAGUAGUAAAUAUUCGGUUCCUUAUGAGAAAGUUGAAAAUCUUAAGAUAAAACAAGAACCUCAACCAAUAAAACAAGAGGCAAAUGAGAUAAAUUAUUGUGCCCAAGAUUUACGAGUUAAGGAAGAACCCACGGAUAAAUUGGAAACUAACAAAUCAAAUGAAAUAUUUAACCAGAGCAGUGACCACUUUUCUUCUGAAAAUUCUUUAAAAAGACUAGAAAGCUUAUCGAAAGGCGACUUUCCCCACACUCCAAAGAAAGUUGAAACACACCAUUCAUCGGGUCCUUAUAAUCCAAGUGUAAACGAAGGUAUUGAUUAUUCUGAUAGAUCUCCUUCGUCAUCAGUUUCAAGCUAUGAAUACGCAUCAGAUGACAACCAAGGCCAAAUCUAUGGCCACUUUGAUAAUGGCUUUUUUAUAGUAACUACAGAUGUUCCCGUAGAUAUGGACAAUCCUCUUAAAUGUAAAGUUUGUGAUAAGUUUUUUCAAAACAUGUAUAUUUUAAAGACACAUUACCAAAAUGCACAUUUAAAAGUGAUGUACAAAUGUAACACCGAUGGUUGUAGAGCAGCUUUCAAUACUCGUCGCAGCAGGGAUCGUCACAGUGCAAACACUAACUUGCAUAGGCGAAUACUAGUUGAAGACUUGAGAAUAUAUAACGAUCUGCGUUUGUUAGAUAAAAUAAAAGAACAAAUAGAGCAGAUUUCAAAACUGAACGAAGACGAACGAGCCGUUCCUUAUAUCGAGUCACAAAAGUAUUACCGUGCCAGAGAUAGUGAAAAAUUAAAAAGUCAUUUAGGGCAAAUGCCUUUCAGUGCUCCAUAUCCACCACUACCUUUGCCAGAAUCCUAUUUAAACGGACGUGACAUGUUUAGUCAGCAUCCUUUCCUAUUUACUCCGUUUGGUAUGCUCCCAAAUUUUCCUCCUUUACCAUUCGGAUUUCUGCCACCUAGUCUUAAUAGUUUUGGUUGUCAAAACCAAAAUUACUCACCGCCUUUGACUCAAAAAGUCAACUACUGCGUAGAAGAUGAGGCACCAAGACCAAACAAAGAUGGUUUCUAUUCGUGCCGAGGUUGUAGGGAGUGUUUCAAGGACUUGUCUAGUCUGAAGAUGCAUUGUGAAAGUGUUCAUGUACAAUUAUUGCAUCGGUGUUCAGUUAGUGGAUGCAACGCUGCAUUCUUCUCAAGGACUAAGAGAAAUAUUCAUAGCGAGGCACAUGUUAAUCGACGCCAAAAUGGCAGGGUCCAAACGAGUCUAUCGUGACCCCACUUCUCGUAACCAGUGUUUACAGACUGUUAAUUACAGAUUAUCCAGUGCAUUUGUGAUUUCAUUUAGAUUUAGUAAUAGUACUUAUAAAUAGUAUAGUUAUCUGUAUACCCAGUACCUUCAAAUUCUCAACCCAUUAUGCAACA